UCACCGAAUACUUACCAUAAUCAAUUUAUGUACUUACCUAAUAAAAUAUGCAAUUUAACAUUUUUUGUAUCCUGUUUGAAUACAGGAUUCUAACACUAAUUAUUCAUAAUUUUAUUGUAACGCGGAAUCUCAUUAUUUAAAGACUGGUUGCUAAGCAUAACAUCUAUUUUGUUUAUUAAAUAAUAAUGACGGCUAAUAAUAAGUAGUAUUCGGUGAAUUUUCAUAUAUAUUAUAAUUCUCUUUGAAUUAAAUCAAUACGUAAUUCUAUUUCAUUAGAUUUAUGCUAAUUAAAAAAUGACGGAGGAGAAGUCAGAAACUUUAAGCAACGAUAAAACUUACGAUCCGAAAGUGAGAUGGGUGAUACCGCAGCGUUUGGAUUUCAUGACGUUCAUCGGCAAGGACGUCCUCGCAGUCGCCCAUGAUAUUUACAUCGUGUUUUUGAAUUUGAAGACGCACGUUGAACAUGUGUAUGUCGCCAAUGACGUCACAAGGGGUGACGGUGUUGAUGUUGUUGCAGGACAUAGAACAAACCUGUUCGCGUUUGCCGAGAAAGUGAAGAAUGCGCGAAUAUUUAUCGUCACUUACCCAUCGUUCAAUAUUAUCACGGAAUUAAAAGAUACUGACGUGAACAGAUACAAAGGCCUGUGCCUCAUGGAGUGCGACCUGGUGGCGGGGUUCAGUGGUUUCCCGGACUACUUGAUAUCUGUGUGGAAUUGGCGAACCAAGCAGCGGCUCAUCUCUCUACCUACUGGAGUUAUACGACGCAGUCAGAUUUAUAUGGCAAGCCGCUCCCACAUGUUAAUCUGCGAGUGUUGGGGCGAGGGUCUGAUUGUGUGGGAAGUGGCGCAGUGCUACAAGAAGUGCUUCAUGCUGAAGCGGCCCAAGGAAGAGAAGACGGGUUGGGAGGUGUCGGUGCCGCCGCUCGUCGGCGUCUGUUGGAGCAAUGAGGGGCAGCUGUACGCUAUUGAUCCUAGUGGGAAUUUGUAUGGUGUCCUCUCGGACGGCAUCGGCAUGGUAACCCAGCUCGAAUGGUCUGAAGAGCGGAAGGGUACACGCAAGCCGAGCGUCUGCACCUUUGGCAAUGGGAUGCUGUUGCACGGACCUGAUAAUUGUCUGCGGUCACUAAAGAAAUCCGGGAGCACAUGGAAGGUGGUGUUCACGUUCAUCCCUCACGACGACGUGGUGCGCCUCCUGUCCAACUCCACCAACGACGUGGCCGCCAUGUGGACCAGCAGCGGGUUGGUGUACAGGAUCACAGGAGACGAGGACAAGGUCCACGUCAACCUGUUCACUCACAAACAGAGGAAUAUAACAAAGGUCCAGAUGAUAGCGCCCGACUAUACCCACCUGGCGACAAUUGACGAUUCAGGAGUUCUGUGUAUCUACGAAAUAUUAUCCACAAAAUUGGUACUCGUCAAGUUCGUAGAAGGCGAGGACAUAUCGUUCCAAGCGAGCCCGAUGGACCCAUUGCUCAUCGUGUACGGUAGGGUGGACACGAACUACGGCAUGGCCCUAUUCACGUACAGCCCCGAGGGUCUGGAGAAGGUCGGCAGCGUGUGCCUCACCAACCAGAUAGUGUCUGAAGUGGUGUUCUCACCCACCGGACGGGAGCUGGUGGCGGCCGCCAUGUCUGCUGGGCACAUUUUUAUUUACAAAUUGUCGGAAGAUUACAAGUUGACGCUGGUGCGUUACACGGAGCUGGGCCGCGGGCUGGCGGACUGCUUCCUCAUGAGGGUCGGAGACGCCAUGCGCAGCUUCAGCCUCGUGCUCUUCUCCGACAAGUAUGCUAUUGGCGAGAGGAUAAUCUGCAUAAACGCUGAAUCUGGUAAAGACAACAAGUUCGCGGGCAAGAUGCAGGGUCCAUACCAGAAGCUGUUGCCUCUCAGCACCAAGGACACCAUGCUCGCCAUUCCACACCUCAGCAAGCAGUUCCACGUGCUCAAACUGUCUGGGGAUAAAGGCGUAACAGUUUCUGUGAAAAUGGGUCCGAUAAUAGAUUCUGGACACGACAUCAAGAGUUUCAUGGGGUUCCUCAACUUCGGCGCAUUACUCACGUAUGGAUAUGAUGGAACCAUUAUAUUUAGGCAGCCUGACGCUCCGGAAGAAUAUGAGCUGAAGUUAAUCACGAGCCACCGUUAUGAGAGCGGCAUACGUAACGCACUAGUAGAUGCUCACAACACGUGCAUACUGCACCUCGGCAGAAACCGAACCCUCGCCUGCGCGUUGCUGCACGCUCACACUGAACCCGGCGACCCUGCGCAUGCGCCGAUAGAUAUCAACCUCUUUGAUGAGAAAGUGCAUACCGUUACUAUUAUUGGAGAGAAAGAUAAAAAUUACCUAGAUUUGCAAGAAGACAAGAAGGUUCAUGAAGAAGCAAUGGACUACAAGCGACAGCGGGACGAGGUGGUUAAAACGUUCGAGAGUAUUCAGAACAAGUUGGUGGAGCUGCUAGAGGAGAACCUGGUGGAGGUGCCUCUCCACCAACUCUCACUGGCCGAGUUCAACUUACAUCAAGAGCAUAAGAAGGAGAGGCUGAAGCAGGCUGAGAAAGAGCGUGAAACCAUACGACUAGAAACAGAAGCGCGUAUCAUGGCGCAAGACAAGGUGACAGCGUGGAUAAAGAAGCAAUGCUGGGACACCAUGCUCACGCCGAGGGUCAAGCUGUUCGCCAUAUUCAGCCACUAUCAGGUGGAAAACUACGCAGUGUUGCCAACGCAACGCGACAACUGGCCUGAACUGCAGCAGAUAGAGGCGCUGCGUUCUAUAGAAAUGGAAAACGAUGGGGACCUGUUCAAACCCUGGGAAGAGGUUUCCGAAGAAGUCGCUAGCAUCUCUAAGAGUCAAACUGAGGAAGUGCCGGAGCCGUCGCCGUCGGCGCGCGACGUGCGGCGCAGCGCGGAGAGCGCGCUGGAGGAGGCGGCGCAGGCGCUGGAGGCAGGCGCGCAGCCGCACGCGCUGGCCGCCUCCAGCGCGCACCGCUGCGUGCCCGUGCCGCUCUACAUGAUCCCGCAGACCCUCGCCUUCAGCUUCCUACAGAUGAACUGGCUGCAGCACAUCGUCAAGCUAAACGUUCAAAACAUGCGGUUGUGGUUCAACAAGCAGUUCGAUGAUCUCAUGAAUCUCAAGAAACGGGAAGUAGGGCUGGUGGAAGAGAGAAACGCUAGACUACGGUUCAUUAUUGAAGAACUAAAUAAACUAUCCGAUCUUCGCGGGAGCUUCCACCACCUGACCAUCGAGAUUAAGAACCCAGAAUGGCGUCAAGAGGAACAACCGUUGAAACUGAUUAAAGUGGAACCGGAAGAGUGCAGUAUCGAGCCGUACAUCAGCCCGAGCCAGAUCGUGAUCAUCCCCCCGGACCCUGGACCCAAGGACGACUUCAGAGAGCGCGCGCUGAUGGACAUGAUGGAUGGCGUGCUGGAGAAGCUCUGGCACGAGGAGAUCAAGAAGCCCAUACCGAUGCCGCAGUGUAUGCUGGACAAAGAGCCAGAACACUUCAACGAGGACGAUUUGCGUUUAGUGUUCGACUACGAGGCGAAGGUGGCGUUCAGGAACGAGGAGAGAGACAAGUACCGCAAGAUGCUGCACGCGGAGUACGCCAAGCUGUCGCAGCUGUUGAACGAGAGCAUCGUCAAGUUCAACCAGAAAGUGAAAGACAUGUGGCUGACCAAACUUAAAACUGAUUCGGUAAUAGGACAAGAGAAUUUGAGUCUGAUGCGUCUGCGCAGGGUGAACCUCGAUCGCGUUGAAAUGGCUGAAAAAUUAGAGGAUAUGAGGGCCCAAAUAGCCAAGUACGAGCGAGAGACGGCAGUACUGACGCAGGAGCAGCAAAUGAUCCAGGAACAGAGCGCGGACUGCCAAGCCAGCUACGAGACGCUCACCAUCAAGGACAAGUACAUGGAGAGGACGUUCAAGAACCACUUCGCUGAUCUGUCGCCGAUCAUCGUCGAUCAGUGUUAUAAGUUUUUCAAAAAAAGACCGAAAUGGCAUCAAAGGGCGACCAUGAUUCCAGUAGUAUUGUACGAUCUCGCUAAUGCUGUCCUGAGUGGAGUGAGACCACCGCUGCUGCACCCCGACUGCCUCGAAUUCUUCAAAGGAGUGGAACAGUUAGACUUGCUGAGCAACAUGCCUCCUGUCAUUGACGAAGUGUUGUGGGGCACCAUGUGCAAGCUGCGGCGAGCCAAGAUUGAAAAUGAGAUUAGAAUGCGUGCUGUGGGCCAGGAGAUGGCGUACGUGGACAGCGCCAACAACGUGUGGACUAAAGCGAUACAAGCUCGUCGCAACCAACUCGCCGCCCUGCACGACAUGAUCACGCAGCACCGGCACGAGGUGGAGGUCACUGCCAGGAACAAAACCAUACAGCUGGUGCUGCCGGCCGGUCAAGUGGAGAUCACCACCACUGGCCACAUCGAGGAUUACGAAGAUGCCACUCUCAUACUGAGGGAGGAUAUAGAGAAGAUCAACAACGUCAUUUUAAAAGUGGGUGACAUGAAGCUGCGCAUGAUGCGAAAACAGAUGGACUUCCGCAAGGGCAUCCUGUCCAAGGAAUGGGAGCAUGCGCAGAUGAAAAUGAGGCUGAGGCACAUGGAACAAGAGCUCUACUCGUACCAACGGCUCAAGAUACCAAAAGAGCUACAGCUGUACCUGAAGAACAAGGAGCUGGGCUACACGGACGAGCAGGACUACGUGCGAAUGGAGAAGGAGAUGGAAGCGUCCAAGAUGUCCGUCAAUAAGAUACUCAACGAACAGAUUCACCGCGUUGAGGAACUGGAGUUGAAGCUAAAUGCUCUGGAGACACAAAGCGCGCAGCUAGAGAAGUUGAUCGCCAACCUUAAUGUGAAGGUGUCCGAGAAGAGGUUGAACGAAGACCCGCUUGAACCCAUACGAAUCAGAAGGAUUUUCAAGAAGAGAAUGGAGACGCUGGUGAUGCGAAGCCAGUUGAUUCGCGACGUGCAAGCCAACCACACCACCAUAGUCCUCCUGCAGACCGAGCUGGAGUUGCUGCGGCUGAAGACUUACCCCACGCUCGCCAGCUUCAGGACUUUCAGCUAGACUUAGCAACUCCAACUCGUAACUCCAAGUAGCCAGUUUUAGCUAUUGUUUAGUUUUUUAUUAUAAGUGAUUUUAAGUUAAUUUAUUAUGAUAAUGAAUGUGUGUGCAAUAAAGUAAUUUGUUAGUUACUGUACUCUAUUCUAAAAAAUAUUUUGCUAGUCUUAUCAGUUUAAAAUGUGUUAACAAAGUUCAGCUAUAGCAAUCAUUAUUCUGUGGAUCUUUAUUUAGUAGGUCAAGUACCUAAGUGGUUUUAAGUUAAUUUACUAUAUUUUGUAAUGUGCAUGUGUGAAUGUGUGUGCGAUACAGUAGUUUGUGUGGGUUACUCUACUCUGAUCUGAAAUGGACUAAGUAUUAAUUGCAUUAAAUGUUUUCUUGUCAA
This is a messenger RNA of Manduca sexta (tobacco hornworm), 5428 nucleotides long. Its product is annotated as cilia- and flagella-associated protein 43. Lineage: Eukaryota; Metazoa; Arthropoda; Insecta; Lepidoptera; Sphingidae. Gene Ontology annotation, molecular function: protein binding. Gene Ontology annotation, biological process: cilium assembly. The record is from RefSeq and is a predicted model, not a curated record. Gene Ontology annotation, cellular component: axoneme.